AUGGACACGAAAGACGCGCCUCAGCUCAUCGAGCACAUCUGCCACUCUGUGGCAUACACGCCUUUCGUGACUCGCUGGAUACCGCAAACGGCGAAGCUCGUUAUUCUGGGAGAGACUCCGAGGGGGGCAGGGACGCUUUCUGUUUGCUCUUUGGAAGAAGACAGCCUCGCCACAGUUUCAAAGAAUGAAGACCAAGCGAGCAGCUUUAAAAGUGCGACGAUGUACAAGAGCCGAUCAGGAGCGACUUGCCUCGCUGCGGGCCACCUUGACGGCUCGAUGACGCUCUGGGAUCUCGAGAACCUUCGAGAGCCUAUAACAAAAAUAAAGGCGCACAAGGCGUCGGUGAACACCAUCGAUGUGUGCGGCCCUCUGUCGAGAAAAACAGGAGGAGGGGCAAGCAGGGCUUUGCUAGCGACGGGAAGCGCAGACGGAUGCGCCAGUGUAUGGGACACUCGAGACAGCACAGGCGAGGUGCUCUCCAUCGAACCCGCGGCGGGCGAAGAUGCGGCAGACUGCUGGGCGGUUGCCUUCGGGAACGCGGAGAGUUCCGAGGACGCGUCUGCCCUGGCAGCGGGCUACGACAACGGCGACGUGAAGCUCUUUGACAUGCGUGCUGCAAGGCUGCAGUGGGACACCAACCUCGAUUACGGCGUCUGCCACCUCCAGUUCGACCGGAAGGACAUCGCGAUGAACAAGCUCGCAGUCUCUUGCCUCGAGGGCCACCUGUUCAUGGCAGACAUGCGGACUUUCCAUCCGGAAGUUGGGUUUGCGCGAGCCUCGAAAAAGAUCUCCGAAAGUACCAUUUGGGGAACUCAUUUCCUCCCUCAAAAUCGAGAACUCUUUGCUACUUGCACAGGAAAUGGCCAGUUGGCAGUUCACAAAUACUCGUAUCCUAAGCAGCGGGCGGUGGCAGACACAGAGAGCGGCCUGGAGCGCGGCGUUGUUGGUACGUGGGAGCUGCUGAACGACAAGGAAGCCAGCACGCAGCCGCUCGUUUCCUUCGACUGGCAUCCGAACAAGCUGGGGCUCUGCGUCUUUGCCUCCCUCGACCAAACUGUUCGCGUGUACGUUGCCACGAAGCUACACCUCUACUGA
Besnoitia besnoiti is the source of this 1095-nucleotide messenger RNA. RefSeq names its product putative WD repeat-containing protein 92. Gene Ontology annotation, molecular function: ubiquitin binding. The coding region runs from base 1 to 1095 and encodes 364 amino acids. The record is from RefSeq and is a predicted model, not a curated record. The transcript has 5 exons. Lineage: Eukaryota; Apicomplexa; Conoidasida; Eucoccidiorida; Sarcocystidae.